GGCAAGUUAACGACUUGUUUACUGGGCGUUUUUCUGCCGUUUCCAUAACGUUAACGCGACGUUUUUUGUGUUGACCGUUUACUGGAGAUUAACUGGCCGUUAACGGGCCGUUUUUUUGGACCUGGGUUCCCAUAUUAGAAGGCCAUGCUCAAUUAGAAGCCAGUAUGAAGCAAAACUUUUGCAAAAUCUUCGUAUAGAUAUCGCCAGAGCGAUUUUUCUAAAAACAAUGUUGAAUAUAUGAACCAGUCUUCUUAUCUAUUUCAAAUCUUUUCCACGUAUUUACACCAUUUUAGAAAAGAAAGCAGCUGAACAGGAAGUAAAAGUGUGUUAUCAAUGUAAAGGAGCACAAAACUGUAAACCGGAAAACUUACACAAACAAGAAUUAAAAACAUCAGGAGCAUUUGGUGGUAAAAAUCUUUAUUGUUAUUCGCGAUUUGGUGGAAAAGUUGGACAUGGAAGAGUUGUUGAACGUGGUGCGUUUGGAUUUGGUGAAACAUUUGAUAAAAAUGUAAAAUGUAAUUUGAAACAUUUUCGAUGUUGCUUUCAGAAUUUAUGUAAUAAUCACACAACUGGAAGUUGUGCUGAUUAA
Didymodactylos carnosus is the source of this 589-nucleotide messenger RNA. NCBI's taxonomy places the organism in Eukaryota, Metazoa, Rotifera, Eurotatoria, Philodinida, Philodinidae. The record is from the annotation of a GenBank genome assembly.